AUGCGUUAUUUCUGCCUGGCUCUUGGCACAUACUUCUUCAAUUUCUUCAUCAGAUUCUUCUAUUUGCAAUUUUUGUCCUUCAUUUAUAUCAUCUGGUUUCUAAAAGGAUUAAUAAUGAAAGAAAAUGGGAUUAACAAAAAUGGUUUGCAUGUGCAUAAAGAUAUUUAUUCUUUCCUAAUAAUUUACUACAUGGUGAACACCAAUGGACAGUAUUUAUGCAUACUUAUAGUUGCAUAUAAUUUGUGCAUAAUUUUUAUAUUACCAAAUAGCAACUCUCAACAAAACAAUUUGUCAAGAACAUUGAAACUAGAGCCAAACAUAUGGUUAAGGCAAGAAGGACUGUAUUAUAUUUUGCAAGUGAGUUACAGACACACGUUCCACCCUUGGGAAAUAAUCUUGUCAGAAAAUCAGAUGGAGGACUAUGAGAGAAAUGUCCUGUUGGAUCCAUUUUGUAUAUUUAUGAAUACUAUUAUAAAAAGCAAACUGGAAAUUUAUAAUUGUAAUAAGUUGUUCUAUUUAAUCAUUACAUUUGUGAUUCAGAAGAAUAGGUAUUCUUUUUUGUACAGUUUUCAUAAAAAGUAUUUAUAA
This is a messenger RNA of Plasmodium fragile, 588 nucleotides long. RefSeq lists its product as uncharacterized. NCBI's taxonomy places the organism in Eukaryota, Apicomplexa, Aconoidasida, Haemosporida, Plasmodiidae. The record is from RefSeq and is a predicted model, not a curated record. The transcript has a single exon. Bases 1 to 588 code for a protein of 195 amino acids.